AUGCUGCGCAGCAGUAGUAGCCUUCGACGUGGCGUAUACCACAAUGCCCCGAGCGUGUAUCCAUUUGUAAAGCCUUUUCACGACACCCCGUACGACGAGGAUCGGGGUAGGCACGACGUUGCGGGAAGAAACUUGCGCAGGAACAGUUGGCCCGCGUGGAUGGAUAAUGGGGCGGAUGCCUCUGGAUACGGGAUAGGACUGCAUCGCGUGCAUCCUCUCUCAAAGUUGCGUGGUAACCUUAAAACUAGCCCCUCGCAUGUUCCGCGUGUGCUGAAUAUGAUGAUUCAAGGGGUUUGGCACAAAAGCGGGGUGAAGCUGUACUUUCGCGGUGGCAAACCCCCAAAUCCGAGCAGGCACCCGUACCUAACAGGAGAACCUUGCCCUGUGUACGGGUGGAGGGUGACUGAUGCGUCGGUUAUUAGACAGUUUAACAUGCCAAGCGUUGAUGUCAUGAAACUGCGAUACAAACCCUACGUUGCCUUGCAAGAGCGAAAAAUAAUGGGUACGAGCGCGCAUAAACCGGUUGAAACCCAACCACCAACGAAACCAACAGCAGCCAAACCACUGGUUAAGCGGCUCUUUUUCUGGCAGUGA
This is a messenger RNA of Trypanosoma conorhini, 594 nucleotides long. RefSeq lists its product as uncharacterized. NCBI's taxonomy places the organism in Eukaryota, Euglenozoa, Kinetoplastea, Trypanosomatida, Trypanosomatidae. The record is from RefSeq and is a predicted model, not a curated record. The transcript has a single exon. Bases 1 to 594 code for a protein of 197 amino acids.